UUGUAAUUGGUGUUGUUUUUUGUAACUUUGUGACAAUUGUGGGCACUUGGAAAACUGUUUAUACAUAAAUUCCAUUUAAUUCACUUCAAUUUCUCUCAUUCUAUCUGUGUUAUUCUGCACUGAGACAUGUUUGAGUUGUUCUGAUUGUGCUGAUUCGACAGAGCUGCAGGACUUUAGAUUUUAGAGAUUUUAUAUGUUGCAGUGAGAGGAGAAUGUGUGUUGGGGUUCAGAGGGUUAAUCUCCACUUUCUUCUUCUUCUGUUUCUAUAAUUAUCGUUGAGGCGUUAAACUCCUCUCAUGUCAGUUUUGGGGGUUUUGGCCUCCAUGUGCGAAGGCACUCCUGCACCUCCAUGUGAACUCACUGUAAACAAACCGCAGCUCAUUAAUAUUCAACAGGGGCGUGGCUGUUUUCCUGGCUCGGUCCCGCCCCCGGUGAAUAUUACCCAGCCUCCUCCGGGUCCCGGAUCACAGCGCUCCAGCUGCAGACGGUCCGUCGGAGACUCCCAGAGGGACAAUAGCAGACAAAAGGCUCUCUGUCCGGACUGUGUGGAGGUUUUUGCUGGUUUUGCUCAACUGUGCAUGUCCCAGUCGGAGGGGCGGACACCCGGAUUGAGCCCCCCAGCCGCCUGGCAGCAGCCCGCCGCCGGCAUGACUCUCCUCCUGCUGCCCGCCGCCGUCAGCCUGCUGCUCUGCGCCCGCAUCCAGGUCUCUUCAGCUUCAGGACACUUCGAGCUUCAGAUUCUGUCCGUGCAGAAUGUAAACGGGCGGCUGCAGACCGGCGCCUGCUGUGACGGGCCCCGGGACACCGUGGCGGGUCGGCGGUGUGCGGCGGACGAGUGCGACACGUUCUUCCGGGUGUGUCUGAAGGAGUACCAGCUGAAGGUCUCCUCGGCCGGGCCCUGCAGCUUCGGCGCCGCCUCCACACCUGUCCUCGGCGGGAACAGCUUUUCUCUGAAGAGCGAUGGAGCCCGAAUUCUGUUGCCCUUCAGCUUCGCCUGGCCGCGGUCGUACACGCUGAUCGUGGAAGCUUUGGACUUCAACAACGACUCGUCCUCCGGAGGCAGCGCGGCGCUGAUCGAGAAGGUGGUCCACUCUGGGAUGAUUACCCCGAGCCGGCGGUGGCAGAGCCUGCAGCACGACGGCGCCGUGGCUCAGCUCGCCUUCCAGGUCCGCCUCGGCUGCGACGAGCACUACUACGGCAUCGGCUGCAACAAGUUCUGCCGGCCGCGUGACGACUUCUUCGGACACUACGAGUGUGAUCACAACGGCAACAAGACGUGCCUGGAGGGCUGGGCCGGGCCGGACUGCAACACCGCAAUCUGCAGGCCGGGCUGCAGCAAUGAACACGGCUCCUGCAAAGCUCCUGGAGAGUGCAAGUGUCUGUAUGGCUGGCAGGGGGAUUACUGUGAUCAGUGCAUCCCUCACCCCGGGUGUGUUCACGGCAGCUGUGUGGAGCCGUGGCAGUGUCUCUGUGACACCAACUAUGGAGGACAGCUAUGUGACAAAGAUCUGAACAUGUGUGCGACUCUGCUGCCCUGCCUGAACGGAGGAACCUGCAGCAACACGGGACCAGACAAAUACCACUGCUCCUGUCCCGACGGCUUCUCGGGGCUCCACUGUGAGAGAGCGGAGCGCGCCUGUCUGUCCAGCCCAUGUCUGAACCGAGGCAGCUGCGUGGAGACCGGGGUUCUGGGAUUCGAGUGUCUCUGUGCCGCCGGGUGGACCGGACCCUCCUGCUCCAUCGAUGUGGACGAGUGUCUGGGGAACCCCUGCAGCCACGGCGGGACCUGUCAGGACCUGGAGAACGCCUUCAAGUGCAUCUGUCCUCCUCAAUGGACCGGGAAGACCUGCCUCAUCGACGCUAACGAGUGCGCCGACAGCCCCUGCCUGCACGCCUCUGCCUGCAGGAACCUGAUCGGAGGCUAUUUCUGCGAGUGCGACCCCGGCUGGACAGGUCCCAACUGUGACCGCAAUAUCAACGGCUGUCGAGGGCAGUGUCAGAACGGAGCCGAAUGUAAGGACCUGCUGGACGGGUAUCAGUGUGUGUGUGCUGCCGGUUUCUCCGGUGAACACUGUGAGCGGGACAUGGACGACUGCGCCAGCGGGCCGUGCCUCAACGGCGGCCGCUGCCACGACGAGGUCGCCGGCUUCCACUGCCUCUGCCCGCCGGGCUUCUCCGGAGCACGCUGCCAGCUGGACAUGGAUUACUGCGCUCACGCUCCGUGUCUGAAUGGCGGUCAGUGCUUCAACCUGGCGGCCGACUACGUCUGUGAAUGUCCCGAAGACUUUGAGGGAAGGAACUGCUCGCGGCUGAAGGACCACUGCCGCAGCACACCGUGCAAAGUGAUUGACAGCUGCACCGUGGCGGUGGCGUCCAACAGCACACCAAGCGGGGUGCGUUUGAUGUCGUCCAGCGUGUGCGGCGCCCACGGGCACUGCCGCAGCCGGGCGGGCGGAGCGUUCAGCUGCGAGUGCGAGGACGGCUUCACUGGGACGUACUGCCACCAGAAUAUAAACGACUGUGAGAGCGCCCCCUGUCUGCACGGAGGAACCUGCAUCGAUAAAGUCCGUCACUACCAAUGUCUCUGCUCCUCCGGCUGGGACGGACACGUCUGCCAGCACAACGUUGAUGACUGCAGCUCGGCGCCGUGUCAGAAUGGCGGCGUGUGUCUGGAUCUGGUCGGUGACUUCCUGUGCGAGUGCAGCGACGGCUGGAAGGGGAAGACCUGCGGCUCCCGCGAGAGUCAGUGCGAUGUGGCGACCUGCAACAACGGAGGAACGUGUCACGACGAUGGCGACGCCUUCAGGUGUCAGUGCGCCGCCGGCUGGGAGGGCGCCACCUGCAGCGUCGCGAGGAACAGCAGCUGUGAGCCGAGUCCCUGUGAGAACGGGGCGACCUGCGUGGUGGGCGGAGCCUCAUUCAGCUGCGUCUGUAAGGAGGGCUGGGAGGGCGCCACCUGCAGCCACAACACUAAUAACUGCAGCCCUCAUCCCUGCUACAACAGUGGGACGUGUGUGGACGGAGACAACUGGUUUCGCUGUGAAUGUGCUCCGGGGUUCGCCGGUCCCGACUGCAGGAUCAACAUCGACGAGUGCCAGUCGUCCCCCUGCUCCUCAGGCUCCACCUGCCUCGACCAAAUCAACGGCUACCGCUGCGUCUGCCCGCCAGGACGAACCGGCCCUCGCUGCCAGCAAGGGUCGGGGCGGCCCUGUGUGGUCGGGGGUCUCGUGGCUCUGGAUGGAAGUCAGUGGGAUGAAGACUGCAACAGCUGCAGCUGCCACAGCGGGAGGGUCACCUGCACACAGCUGUGGUGUGGACCGAAGCCCUGCAGCGUCCUCUCUCGGCCUGGCGCCGUCUGUCCACUGGGUUUCGCCUGCGUGGCCGUGCAGGACGAGCGCUGCUUUGUGAAGCCGUGUCUCGGCCAGGGGGAGUGCUGGAGCCCCGCCCACCGAGUCCCGCCCACAGCCAGCUGUCACUCAGAGAGCAGCUGCACCAACAUCACCUUCACCUUCAACAAGGACGUGAUGGCACCGGGCAUCACGGUGGAGCAGGUGUGCCGCGAGCUCAGGAGCUUGUACGCCGUCCAGAACCGCUCCAUCACCUCCAUCACCUGCGAGCUGUCGCCCGUCGCCAACAACGAGAUUCAAGUAGCCUUCAGGACGGAGGACCAGAGGACAGGCCUGACCAUCACCGACAAGAUCCUGGACCUGGUCAGCAAGCGGAUCGCCAACAGCUCCAUCCUCCGCGCCGUCACUGAUGUCCGGGUCCAGAGACGGCGGAACCACAGCGCCGAUGCAGCCAACCUGGGGCCCCUGCUGGUCUCCGCGGUCGUGGUCGUCGGGGCGUUGCUGAUCACCUCCGUGUUGCUGUGGUGUGUGAGGAGGCGGCGGCGGAAGCAGAGCGCCCACACGGGAGUCAGCACGCAGGCGGCGGCGGCGGCGGCGGCUCUGUCAGCGGCGGCCGAGGACAACAACGCCCUCCACAGCAACGUCAGCGCCGCCCGCGAGCAGCUCAACCACAUCAAGAACCCCAUUGAGAGAAACCUGCCGAGCCACCAGCACCACCUGCUCCACCAACACCACCACCACCACCGCCUCUGUGAGGACAAGAACGCCAUCAACGCCAAGAUCAGGAAGUCUGACGCUGGGAGACAAUCAGAGGGCAGCGAGAUGGACAAGAGGCUGCAGAAAGCGAGGUUCCCCCGGACACAUCCGCCGGCGUACUCGCAGGUGGACUGGGAGGAGCGCCGCCACACAGCGAGCAAACACGCACACUGGACUCACAAACAGGACAACAGGACGCAGCAGAGCGCUGAGCUCAUCGUGUGA
Centropristis striata (black sea bass) is the source of this 4328-nucleotide messenger RNA. RefSeq names its product protein jagged-1a-like. The transcript is spliced from 26 exons. Gene Ontology annotation, biological process: establishment or maintenance of epithelial cell apical/basal polarity; multicellular organism development; heterophilic cell-cell adhesion. The coding region runs from base 297 to 4328 and encodes 1343 amino acids. Gene Ontology annotation, molecular function: calcium ion binding; Notch binding. NCBI's taxonomy places the organism in Eukaryota, Metazoa, Chordata, Actinopteri, Perciformes, Serranidae. The record is from RefSeq and is a predicted model, not a curated record. Gene Ontology annotation, cellular component: plasma membrane; protein-containing complex.